Molecule: messenger RNA, 434 nt
Organism: Staurois parvus
Lineage: Eukaryota; Metazoa; Chordata; Amphibia; Anura; Ranidae
Source: the annotation of a GenBank genome assembly
GCACAACGUAGUCAGCUCACGAGCCGGGUACAGCAACUAACGGACAGGUAGGUACAGGGGGUUAGGCAGAGAAUGGUCAGGGUCACAAGCCAGGGAUCAAACAGGAGAAGUCAGCAGAGGUCAGGAUCAGGCAGGGUCGGCAACAAGUCAGGCAGGAACAGGAACAGGAAUGCAGGUUACAAGAUACAGGGCCCCAUGGAAAAACACACACCAAGGCACAGACUGCAGGUCUGGCCAUCCCUUAAAUACACCUGCAAUCAGCCCCAGGUGAUGGCUAAUUGCCGAAGUGAACCUCUGGUUGUUGAGAGCACCCGCUGGCCAGCCCUGGUACUGCAGCCCACAAGGCAGGUGAGUCCCACCACUAUUGGCAAGUCCAUUCCUGACAGCAGCUGAGUCCCACCACUAUUGGCAAGUCCAUUCCUGACAGCAUUUAU